Molecule: messenger RNA, 1861 nt
Organism: Trematomus bernacchii (emerald rockcod)
Lineage: Eukaryota; Metazoa; Chordata; Actinopteri; Perciformes; Nototheniidae
Gene: lmo4la
Product: LIM domain only 4a
Source: RefSeq, a predicted model, not a curated record
AUGGUGAACAGCAGGGUGGAGGCGCCCACAGUGGCAGUGAUGGGCGGAGGCGGGGGGGCGGUGGGGAGGAUGUGUGCAGGAUGUGGAGGACGUAUCGUGGACCGCUUCCUGCUCUUCUCCAUGGAGCGAUACUGGCACACACGCUGCCUGAAGUGCUCCUGCUGCCACGCUCAGCUGGGGGAGUACAGCAGCACCUGCUACAGCAAGGGGGGCAUGAUCCUCUGCAAGAACGACUACAUCAGGCUGUUUGGACACAGUGGCGCCUGCAGUUCUUGUGGACAGUCGAUUCCUGCCAGUGAGAUGGUGAUGAGAGCACAAGGCAAUGUUUACCACCUUAAGUGCUUCACCUGUGCGACCUGUAGGAACCGUCUGGUGCCUGGCGACCGUUUCCACUACGUUAACGGGACGAUCUUCUGUGAACACGACCGGCCGGGGGGGGGUCUGCUCAGCGGACACCCCCCCCCUCUGCAGAACAACAGCAUGCUGUCGGACCAGAAGGUCUGCUGAGGAUUAGGAGGAAAAACCAAAUGUGUGCCUUCUCCCCGACCUUCAUUCUUUGUCUCUCCUUCACCUCCUUCCUCUACCCGUCCUCCAGUCUGGAUGAAGUCGUACUCGUUUAGAUUUCAACAUCCCAAACAGACACUGGUCUCCUCUGAGGACUGUGAGGAGAGAAAUCUGGACAAAGUGCAGGAGGACGAGGACGCUGAGGAUGGAAUUUAUGUAGACUGUUGUCUAUUGUGAACUGUGGAAAUAUAACUGAUAAGAAGUGGCAUGGCUAACGAGCAAAAAGGAGGACUGCCAUGCAAUCAUCCAAUUUGGAAAUCCAGCGUAAUUAUUCACGUUUACCCGCUAACCAAUCACAGUGGAGGAGAGAAGACUGACAGCACUGGGUAUAUUUCAGAAGGUGAAUAUACCUCCAACAUCACAAACCACACACACUUAGUUUGAUCAUGUUUCUUUUGGUGUGAGGAAACGAAAGUAUGGAUCUGGUGAAUCGUGAUUCCAGCUGCUGGAUGUUUCCCUGCAGACUCUGAGCGACAGGUGAAGAGGAAAACAUCUGUAUAGAUACCUUCAACAUGUCUCUGUUUGAUUGUCUUUAAAAUAUUAACCAAACAGGAUAAUAUUCAGAUUGAUAAUCGCCAUGUUGUGCUUCCCGUCUCGGACAGAAGCAGCUUGAUUUAUCCUGUCACAGUUCGUGUACUAAACUCAUAUUAAAGUCAAUAUUUCGGUAAAUAAGGACCAUUCAUUUAUUCCCAGUUUGAAUGUGAGAAACCUUGAGCGAAGUAGGCGAUUCAUCCCGAUGAAUUACACUCUGCCGUCUCCCUGCUUCCCCUAUGCUAACUGGAAAAGGGAUAAAAUAAUCCUCAUACAAUUAAUACAAUUGAAUGCAUUGUAAUGAAUAUAAACGCAUAAUAAUUUGCAUUUUCUGAUGCUGAUUUGCUGUUUUUGCAAAUGUUGUUCAAUUUUUGUUCAACAUUUGGACCAAACUUGAUUUUUUAUCUCAGUAAGUAAGUAUAAUUUAAGUCAAAGUCGUGGGCAAUCGCUAUAUUGAGCCAUAAGUGAAGGCCCGUCUAAAGAAUCCCGAAAUGAGAAAUGGCGACAGUUUAAGAGUCUAACUCCACAAUUCAGUUCUUUAUCGUCUUUUCAGACACUUUUUCCAACACUUAACUUUAUCCGGACUAACACACGGUUCAUUUGUGAAUCAGAACUACUUAUUUUGGUGUAGGAAACAAAACGACAAAAAAAAAAAAUCCUGUUAUGGUUACAAUAUGUUUGUUUGUUUGUUUGUUGCGUGACUUAAGUUUAAGGUUUUAAUGAUGACGUUUUUAUGCAGAAGAAUAAAAGUAUUGCUUUUCCCAAA